Messenger RNA from Pelobates cultripes (western spadefoot toad), 426 nucleotides. Lineage: Eukaryota; Metazoa; Chordata; Amphibia; Anura; Pelobatidae. The record is from the annotation of a GenBank genome assembly.
AUGGACAGUGCCAUACCUGUCACGGAUGGUGCAAUUAAUUUACCACUGUGCAAAAGAACCACUAGUCGGGCAAAAUCGACUAGACUUUGGAAAAGGGCAAAAGCCCAACUGAACUCUGAAUUUGAGCUCAGUGAUAUCAAGGAAGAGUUCCCUGAGUCCCAUAUGGAGGAUUCAGGAGAUCUUUCUGGUCCUGAUUAUGAAAUUACUGAUGAAGAGGAUGCUAAUCUCACGCGGGAUACACGUCCUAUCAAACCUACCAAGAUUGAGGUAGAUCAUUCAGCCUCAGGGAACACAAUAGGAUCUUGGACACUCAAUGUGAAUCCCUAUUCAAACCUGACGACCUAUGUCACCCAGUGGUCUCCUCAGACCACAUUGAAAAGUAUAUUGCAUCCAGAGUGCGCAAGCCUUUUGAGAAGGCAAAGUUAA